Molecule: messenger RNA, 1861 nt
Organism: Prosopis cineraria
Lineage: Eukaryota; Viridiplantae; Streptophyta; Magnoliopsida; Fabales; Fabaceae
Product: berberine bridge enzyme-like 8
Exons: 2
Coding region: 60-1730 (556 amino acids)
Molecular function (GO): oxidoreductase activity; FAD binding
Source: RefSeq, a predicted model, not a curated record
AAUACAAGUUAUCAAUACCAGAUAGUAGCAUUGAACUACAUUCCAAUAUACCCCAAAACAUGGGUCAUAGAAUCCUGCUUCUCUCACUACUUUACCUUUUCGCCGUUCUUUACCACUCUUCACAACCCUCAGCUUCUUCUUCUUCUUCUUCUUCUCACAACAAUUUCAUACGUUGUCUCCUCAAUCAUUCCCAACCCUCACACCCCAUAAACUCAGAAAUUUUAACCCCAAACAAUGCCUCUUUCUCUUCAGUCCUACAAGCCUACAUCAGAAACCUCCGUUUCAACAAUUCCUAUACCAGAAAACCAUACCUUAUACUCACUCCCUCACAUGUCUCCCAUGUCCAGGCAGCCAUUAUUUGUGCCCAAAAGCACAACUUACAGAUGAAGAUCCGAAGUGGAGGUCACGACUAUGAGGGCGUGUCAUACAGAUCCGAGACCCCUUUCUUCAUCCUUGACAUGUUCAACCUCCGGUCCAUCCACGUCGAUAUAGAGUCCGAGACGGCUUCGGUUCAAACCGGCGCGACUCUCGGCGAGCUCUACUAUAGAAUAGCAGAGAAGAGUAAAAUCCAUGGCUUCCCAGCUGGUGUUUGUCCCACAGUUGGUGUAGGAGGACAUAUAAGUGGUGGUGGUUAUGGAAAUAUGAUAAGAAAAUAUGGUCUGUCGGUUGACAACGUUGUUGAUGCAGAAAUAGUCGAUGUUCAUGGAAGAUUGCUGGACAGAAAAUCCAUGGGCGAAGAUCUAUUCUGGGCUAUUACAGGUGGCGGAGGAGCUAGUUUCGGAGUGGUAAUUUCGUACAAAUUGAACCUCGUACGAGUCCCUGAGGUUGUCACUGUGUUCGAAGUUGCUAGAACGCUUGAGCAAAAUGCUACAGAUACAUUAUACAAGUGGCAACAUGUUGCUACGAGUAUUGAUAAUGAACUUUUCAUUAGGGUUAUUAUCGAAGUGGUUGAUAAUGAUACUCAAAGUGAUCAGAAGCAAAAGACAGUGAAGGUAACAUUCAUAGCCUUGUUCCUUGGUGACUCAAAAAGGCUAGUUUCUAUGAUGAACCAGAGCUUCCCUGAAUUGGGUUUGAAGCAAUCUGAUUGUAUAGAAACAAGCUGGGUUAGAUCGGUGUUUUUUUGGUCAAACAUGAAAAUUACAACGCCGGUGGAGAUUUUACUUGAUAGAACAGCUUAUUCAGUGUACUAUUUGAAGAGGAAGUCAGAUUUCGUAAAGGAAGCAAUUUCUAAAGAAGGAUUUGAAGAGAUAUGGAAGAAGAUGAUUGAGUUGAAGCACUCAGUUAUGUAUUUCAAUCCUUAUGGUGGACGAAUGGCUGAGAUUCCGGCAACCGCAACUCCUUUCCCUCACCGAGCUGGGCAUUUAUGGAAGAUACAAUACCAAGCGAACUGGCACGAGGAAGGGAAAGAGGUAGCAGAUUACCACAUAAGACAGAUCAGAAAACUUUACAAGUUCAUGACUCCAUACGUGUCCAAGAAUCCUCGAGUAGCAUUCUUGAACUAUAAGGAUCUUGACUUGGGAAUCAACCAGCACAGUGGUAAUAGCUACCAACAAGGCAGAGUUUAUGGAAUCAAGUACUUCAAAGACAACUUUCACAGGUUGGCUCAAAUCAAGACCAAGUUUGAUCCUUCCAAUUUCUUUCGCAGUGAACAAAGCAUCCCUGUACUACGAUGCCAGCAAAUUUCAAGGGAUAUAUUUACACAUAUACAUAGCCAUCGAAUGACCUCAUAGAGGCUUAUCUAUCAUGCAUGUGUAUCAUUUAUUAUUUCAUUGUAUGUUAUGGAUCGAAGAAACUGCUUCGAUAAUAUUAAUAAUGAAUAAUCUGUCCUUAUAAUUCAUAAAGGGACAGGGGUUCAGAUUAA